Trichobilharzia regenti is the source of this 575-nucleotide messenger RNA. The record is from the annotation of a GenBank genome assembly. NCBI's taxonomy places the organism in Eukaryota, Metazoa, Platyhelminthes, Trematoda, Strigeidida, Schistosomatidae.
AUGUCAGGACAUGGAAGGAAACCGGUUAAACUGCCGUCAUUUGUCAAUUCCCAUGAAGAAUUAGAAAAGCUGUUCGCCUCUUGUCCAUUUAUGUCUGUACUGUUAUCACAACCGAAUAUGAAGGAUAAAAAGCCGGUAAAACAAGUGAAGAAAGAGUCGAAAGAUGAGAAAAUCACGGAAAAGUCAAAUGAUAAGGACAGUACAGCGGUAGAAUCCAAUAAUAAUUCUACUGAGAAAGAAAUUUCUGCUAAGUCUGAUGCAGCAACCCAGGAAGCAAAGCAAACUAAAGAUAAUGCUAGUAAUAAUACUCAAUCUGUUGACGCCUAUAAAAACAAUAAAUAUGAAACAUUGAACAAUUUAAAUUCAUUGUGCAGUCUAAAAAAGUUACAAUUAAAUGAACAAUUUAAAACAUUAACAAUUGAUGAACAAAAUGAAGAGAAUGAAAUACGUCAAAAACAAUUGAACAAAUUAUAUUUUUAAUUCAGUCAAAUCCAGAGCAUUAUGGUGAAUUAUCUAUUCAAGAUAUUAAUGAACAAAUGUCACAUUUCUAUUUAUAGAUGAGCAUUAAUGUGGAG